UUUAAACAAAAUUUUCAUACCAUGAUAAUAUUUUUAUUGCAUCCUAAAAGCUUUAAUUUCGCUUAAAAUGUCAAUGUUUUUGUCAUGGUACAAUAAAGUUUUAAAAGGUAAAAAAAAAAAAAAAACCCUCUGUCUUGUAAUGCUAGCUUGCAAGUUCCAUACCGGUGGUGCUAGCCCUGACAGCUGCGAGGCUCUGGUUGGGGAACACUCAUUGAUCAAAGAUGGCAGAGGCAGUUGCAAAUGUGGCCCGAAGAAUUAAUACAACGAUGGAGGAGGGCAAAGAUAGUCUGGAUCUGUCAAACUGCCAGCUCACUUCAUUCCCAGAUGGUGUGUUCAAGCUCCUGAGGACAGUCAGUGACAACAUUCACGUCGUCUCAUUAUCCAACAAUAAGAUGAAGGCCAUUUCCAGCAAGUUUUUUACAACUUUCACACAGCUCAGAGAGGUUGACCUACAAGGAAAUGUCCUCACCAAACUGCCUGACACCAUUGCAGAAACGCAGCAUUUGACUGCCAUCAAUCUGGCUAAUAACAGCUUCUCCGUCUUCCCUGAUAAGCUGACCGAAAUAGCCACUCUGGAGAGGAUCAACCUCGAGGGAAACAGCAUCACUGAAAUACCUGUAGAGAAACUGUCCGACAUGGCGGCGCUGAAGUGGCUGAACGUGAAGUCAAAUCCUCUGAGCUCCGACACUCAGACCGCUCUGCAAUCUCCCCACAAAUUUGACGUUUUAUCAUCUAACGAGGCGUAGACUGUAUAAAAGUGCAAUGAAUACACUCUACUGGUUGUGGUUUUAACUACUGAAGCUGAAAACUUUAAAGUGAAUCAGUGAUGGGAUGGAAACGGAAAUUCUCGAUGCUGAAAACCUCGAUUCAGGUGCCUUUUUUUUUACUUUUAGGAUAAAAUCUCUUUCUGAUCACAACUGGACUUCAUCUGCUUAUUUAUUACUUUCAUACUUCACAAGUAAACAACAUUUUUGAAAUUG
Oryzias melastigma (Indian medaka) is the source of this 980-nucleotide messenger RNA. RefSeq names its product leucine rich repeat containing 20 (gene lrrc20). The record is from RefSeq and is a predicted model, not a curated record. The coding region runs from base 222 to 746 and encodes 174 amino acids. Gene Ontology annotation, molecular function: protein binding. Lineage: Eukaryota; Metazoa; Chordata; Actinopteri; Beloniformes; Adrianichthyidae. The transcript has 5 exons.